AAGUCUGCACUUUCUUCGCACAGCUGAUUACAACACAGAGGAUGUGGAUAGUGAAGUUUUUCCUGUUUGAUGUCACACUGUUACCCUUUAAAAGUUGGAGCGGGAAAAGGAGGGAACCCAGCCUAGGAGCCUCAGCGCAGCUACCUGCAAGGAAGAGGAGGAAGAGACCAAGAAGGAGGGUCAGGUUUCAGACUUAAUCCCAGUCAGUCAGAGUGUGUUGAGAUGCUGGGGACCUACUUUGGGCUCCUGGUCUGUGCCCUGAGCCUGGUCAGAGCCUAUCCUGAUGCCUCCCCAUGGCUCAGCUCCAGCUGGGGCGGUCUGACCCACCUGUACACUGCCACAGCCAGAAACAGCUACCACCUGCAGAUCCACAAGGACGGCCACGUGGAUGGCGCACCCUAUCCAACCAUCUACAGUGCCCUGACCAUCAGAUCAGAGGAUGCUGGCUUCGUGGUGAUAACAGGGGUGAUGAGCAGGAGAUUCCUCUGCAUGGAUUCCCGAGGCAACAUAUUUGGAUCUCACUACUUCAGCGCUCAGGACUGCCGGUUCCGACACCGCACGCUGGAGAAUGGCUACGACAUCUACCACUCUCCCGAGCACCACUUUCUGGUCAGCCUGGGCAGGACCAAGAAGUUCUUCCUGCCGGGCACCAACCCGCCGCCCUACUCUCAGUUCCUGUCUCGCAGGAACGACCUGCCCCUGGCCCGCUUCGUCACGCCGGGGCCGCGGCGACACACACGCAGCGCCGAGGAGGACCCGGGCCGCGACCCGCUGAGCGUGCUCAAGCCCCGGCCCCGCGCCGCGCCCGCGCGCGCAUCCUGCUCGCAGGAGCUGCCCAGCGCCGAGGACGCGGGCCCGGCCAGCGACCCCCUGGGCGUGCUGCGGGGCGCCAGGGUGCACGCGCACGGCGGGGCGCGCGCCGAGCGGUGCCGCCCGGGGUUCGGGGCCAAGUAGGGGGCCGCGCAGCCCGUGCCCACCUCUGCGAAUUAGAACCCACAGGCGAACCAGGGACCGAAGGGGACUUCCCUCUUGGUCACGUUAGUGCCGGGGGUCCGGGCAGCUCUUCCACGCCCCGCAGGUGUGGUGCUGGACGCUCUGCACCCUGCUAGGUCCUCGGCUGCGGACGCUAAAGCUGGCCUGGGCACACGGAUGGAAACACCCCUUCCAAGUCUUCUGCCCUGAGCAUCUCUGGGGCAGAAUUAUCAAAAAAGAAAGGAAAAGACUGGUGGCCAGUACCUGGCAAGGAGGCCGACUAGAGCAGGACGUUCUGCCUCGCUGAGGGUGGAACCCUUUGCCUCUCUCUUCCCCUUCUUCAGAGAGCCCCAGAGAGCCCACAGUGACCCUCACCGUUCCCAAGUGGGGGCUAACUUAGGUUCCCCCCCAUGUUUGGCUCUAAUGACUUUGACUCAAGGAACAGGUUCGUGAAAAUUUACUCUGCUAGGAUUUGUUUUGCAAAGUGAAAGUGCAUUUACUCUCCCCUAGGGACAACUAAUUAAGUUUCUGCUUGCCAAGGAGUCAGGCUUUCUGCCUGAGCUCCAGAAGGUGGCCAGAAAGGGGCCUGGAGACACCGGGCCUGCUUUGGGUGAGGUUCUCUGUGGACUGAAAAGUUGUGUCCUUUUUCUCAGUAAAGUGGAAUCAAAAACUCGGGGAGGAGGAGAAAGCUUAAUAACCAGAGGUGCAAGAGCAAAACGGCUGUCGGAUUAAGGGACUUGUCCGGGUCUGGUUGGACUUGGACAUUUCUGGGCGUUGAAUGAAGACAGCGCUCAGUCCGAGAGCCCCACUGCUGGAAAACGCAGCCGCCCUUUGCGCGCUGGCGGGAGAGGCCGCCCUCAUCUCAGCCUAGCUGCACACUCAGAUUCUUCCUACGAGUGACCCCAUUCUCCUAUCUCUAUUUAAAUGACCUCCUAAAGUGACUCCCUUAAUAAGAAAAGUCCACCCACGCAACUUCUUUAUGUGUGUGUGUGUGUGUGUGUGUGGUAUUAGGGAUUGAACUCAGAGCCUUGUGCAUACUAGGCUAACACUCUACCGCUGAGCUACAUCCCCAGCCUAACUCGUACAACUUCUUUCCCCUUUUUAUUUCCCUGCCAUCCUAUGCCCAAACCUAGAGACUGACCCCUGUCUUUGCUUAUAAGAACAAUUUUGGAUGACUGUUUUUACCUGAUGAUUUUAAACGGAGCUUGAAGGACCAGUUCCUAUUGUGAAACACUAAAACCAUGUAUAGCAAUUACAGCCUUGUAUGAUAAAUGUUUCUUUUAAUGGUUUUUGCUUCCUGUUGGGGGAUAUUAUUCUGUACACUAGCUACCGGAGCCCUGCCCCAACCUUACUGAUAACUAGAUGGAAAAUCCCAAAAAGACUUUGGUAAAAAACUGUUUGAUAUCUCAGAAAGUCAACAACACCACCAUCAAGAGCUCUAUACCUAGUAGAGCUAAGGCAGCCCCUGCAACUUCUUGUGUCCCUUGGCAUGUGGCAAUAUUUAUUUAUUUAUUUGGAAAAUUUUUGCCUAUCACUCUGUAUUUAUAGAUAUUUAUAAAAAUUUAAUCUCACUCUUCUCUUCAAAAAAAUAAAAUUUA
Chinchilla lanigera (long-tailed chinchilla) is the source of this 2570-nucleotide messenger RNA. RefSeq names its product fibroblast growth factor 23 (gene Fgf23). Gene Ontology annotation, molecular function: growth factor activity; type 1 fibroblast growth factor receptor binding. Gene Ontology annotation, biological process: positive regulation of gene expression; animal organ morphogenesis; fibroblast growth factor receptor signaling pathway. The record is from RefSeq and is a predicted model, not a curated record. NCBI's taxonomy places the organism in Eukaryota, Metazoa, Chordata, Mammalia, Rodentia, Chinchillidae. Bases 223 to 954 code for a protein of 243 amino acids. Gene Ontology annotation, cellular component: cytoplasm. The transcript is spliced from 3 exons.